GCCCAAAAAAGUUCAUGGAAGUGUGGAUAGGGAAGGACUGGGAAGGAAAGGCCGGGAGGGAGCUAUGGAUCACGGGCGUGCUCUCAUCGCGUUCUCGUUGAGAAACAGCAUCUCAUCCCAGAAAAUUGUGACUCUCCGAGCAAGAUCGUCGUGCUUAGUCUCAUGAGGCCGCUCAUAGUCUACGAGUAGCAGAGGCCCGCCACAAUUGAGUCGAUUCCUUAGACGUAUGUCCUUGUCAGUGAGACCCAGGGGCUUGAUGGGGUCUCACAGUCUGGCCUGCUGCAAUGCUUGCCUUCGGGGCCCAAGGAUUCGUGGUGAAUUCUUGAAUGUACCUUUCAUAAGGAAUCUUGGCGUUUUUGGAAGAAUUCCAUCUGCAGCGCGAGGAUUGAAGAGAGACAGGAGAUUGGUUGCGCCGGGUUUUAGUGGCAAGAGUAAUUUGAAGUCGAGAAUUUAUUCGGAGAGUUCGACUGCUCUCGCUAGUUCGAAUAGCUUUUGCCAUGGCAAUAAUUUGUUGUAUAGAGCAGGGUCCAUUGGAUUCAGCACUAGGCAAGUGCACUGCAAUGCGACUUUGAAUACACCUCCAGUUCAGCUCGAGCAGACAAAGGGAGAACACGUGGAUCAGGCUACCGAGACAAACAAAAUCAGACAGUAUCCUUUUCCGGAGAUUGAGUCCAAAUGGCAGCGAAUCUGGGAUGAGGAGCAGACAUUUCGCACUCCCGAUGCGGUGGAUACCUCCAAGCCCAAAUAUUAUGUUCUUGACAUGUUUCCCUACCCUAGUGGUGCAGGGCUUCAUGUUGGUCACCCGGAGGGCUACACAGCCACGGAUAUUAUGGCCCGUUACAAGAGAAUGAAGGGGUUCAAUGUCUUGCAUCCAAUGGGUUGGGAUGCCUUUGGUUUGCCAGCUGAACAGUACGCAAUCCAGACAGGAACUCAUCCGAGGGAGACAACUUUAAAAAACAUUGACCGCUUCCGUAGUCAGCUCAAAUCUUUGGGUUUUUCAUAUGACUGGCAACGUGAAUUGUCAACCACAGAGCCCGAUUAUUAUAAGUGGACGCAGUGGAUAUUUCUUCAACUUUUUAAUAAGGGUCUCGCUUUUCAGGCAGAAGUACCCGUGAAUUGGUGUCCCGAACUCGGGACCGUGUUAGCAAACGAGGAAGUAAUAGACGGCCUCAGUGAACGUGGUGGUUUUCCAGUCAUCCGGAAGCCUAUGAAGCAGUGGAUGCUGAAAAUUACCGCUUAUGCUGAUAGACUUCUUGAAGACUUGGAUGAUCUGGACUGGCCUGAAAAUAUCAAAGACAUGCAGCGAAAUUGGAUCGGUCGGUCGGAAGGAGCAGAAGUAGAUUUUGAAAUUUUGAACAGUGCAGGCGAGACGAUCUCCUCAAGUCUUAGGGUCUUUACAACAAGACCAGAUACUCUUUGCGGUGCAACGUAUUUGGUAGUUGCUCCUGAGCAUCCCUUGCUGAAGCAAAUAGUUUCUGCAGACCAAAAGGAUUCGGUUGAAAAAUAUGUUGAUGCUGCAACGAGGAAAAGUGAUUUAGAACGAACAGAGUUGCAAAAGGAGAAAACUGGAGUUUUCACAGGAGCUAUGGCAACAAAUCCUGCCAACGGUGAAUCGAUCCCUGUAUGGGUUGCGGAUUAUGUGCUGGGCAGCUAUGGAACUGGAGCUAUAAUGGCGGUUCCAGCACAUGACACGAGAGAUUACGAGUUUGCAGUCAGGUUUGACCUCCCUAUUCGGGUUGUAGUGUCCUCUGGAGAAGAGGAUGCCCUCGUUGACAAGAGGGCUUACGCUGGUGAAGGUACUAUUGUAAAUUCCUCGUUGGUAUCUUCAGGUGUCGAGCUGAAUGGUCUCCCGAAUAAUGAAGCAGCUGAAAAAAUCACUCAGUGGCUCGAGGAAAGUGGGAAAGGGAAAAGACAGGUCAACUACAAACUCAGGGAUUGGUUAUUUGCCAGACAACGUUAUUGGGGAGAACCCUUCCCCAUUAUCUUUUUUGAAAAUAGUAAUGAAGCACGAGGAGUUGCAGAAGUGGAUCUCCCUGUAACACUUCCAGAAAUUGAUGACUUCACGCCCACUGGGACUGGCGAACCUCCCUUAGCGAAAGCUGAUGCAUGGGUGACAUACACGGACGAGGAAUCUGGGAAGGUUGUUCGGCGAGAAACAAAUACGAUGCCGCAAUGGGCAGGAUCUUGUUGGUACUAUUUGAGGUUUAUGGAUCCUAAGAACUCAAAAGCUCCUGUUGACCCAGAGAAGGAAAGGUAUUGGGGGCCUGUUGAUCUAUACGUCGGCGGAUCAGAACAUUCAGUGCUACAUCUUCUGUAUGCCCGAUUCUGGCAUAAGGUGCUGUACGAUAUUGGUGUUGUUUCCACUAAGGAACCUUUCAAACGCCUAGUCAACCAGGGCAUGAUUCUUGGUGAGGUGGAAUAUACAACCUAUAGAGACACAGACGGGAACUAUGUAUCUGCUGAUUCAUUGGGCCAAGAUUGCCUGCCGGAGAGAGUAUCGGAGAAAGAUGUUUUGAAAUCGGGAGAUGGAUAUGUUCUAAAGUAUGAUCAAAGCAUCAGGGUGAGUGCCAGAGCUCAUAAAAUGAGCAAAAGCAGGGGCAACGUGAUCAAUCCUGAUGACGUUGUUACGGAUUUCGGAGCAGAUUCCUUACGUCUCUAUGAAAUGUUCAUGGGCCCUUUGAGGGAUACAAAAGUUUGGAGUACGAAUGGAGUUGAAGGUGUAUAUCGGUUUCUGGGUCGUGCGUGGAGGUUUCUGGUUGGAAUUCCUCCUGCAGAAGGUCCUUAUCCCGAAGGAUCUCUCGUGACAGAUGGCGAACCAUCUCUCGAACAGCUGAAGAUUCUUCAUCGAUGCAUAUACAGAGUUACAGAUGACAUAGAAGGCAUGCGUUUCAAUACCGCAAUUGCUGGCAUGAUGGAAUUCUUAAAUGCAGCCAGUAAGUGGAGAGAUCGGCCCAGAGCCAUCGUGGAGCCCUUCGUUCUGCUGUUAUCACCAUUUGCACCCCACAUUGCCGAGGAGCUGUGGUGCCGUUUAGGACACUCAAAAAGUCUUGCCUACGAAAGCUGGCCAGAGGCCAAAGAUGAAUACUUGAAAGAAGAUGUGCACGUUUUGCCUGUUCAAAUGAACGGCAAGUUAAGAGGUACAAUCGAGGUGCCAGCUGGAGCGGACGAAGAGACUGCUUUUGCUGCAGCAAUAAAAAGUGGCAAUUUUGACAAAUUUUUAGAAGGCAAGGAAAUCAAGAAGAAAAUAUAUGUUCCAGGGAGGAUUUUGAAUCUAAUCAUCAAAUGAUAUCCACAUUUUUCAUGCAGAAGUAAAAAUACAAUACAGUUUUGGAGCGCAUCGCACGAACUCUAAUAUUUGCAAAGGCUGAGUGGAGGUGUAAAUUUGACAUUCAACGUUAAGGGGUUUCGAUUUCAUGCAAUGUACUUCAGUACCAGAAUUUAGGUGUACUAGCGGCAAAUUCAUCGUCAGAAUAUAAUCUGUGAGGAGUUCAUGAAUAUUCAUCUGUCUAAGAACUCAAAACUAGCAGAGGGUUCUUUCUUCUGGCACGAAUUGUUGGAGUUGACCAAGCUUUGAACAGCUAGCUGGCCAGGAUCAGGCUAGAAUUCAAAAAGGGAAUUAACAGAAUGAAAGACCAGACUUAAACUAACUUUCUCGCUCUUUGCGAAACACGUACUAAGGUAUUGGAAGAAUCAGGACACGGAAAAUCGGAACAAUAUUCAAAGGAAAGCAAUCUAUCCAGGAGUCCAAGGGGAACUGUGAAGCUAAGUGCAGCGACUUUUUCGUUUAGCAAAUCCUGUACCGUUUAGGGCUGUCGAAAGGCUAUGUUCACUAGUGUUUGGUGCAGUGAUUAGUACAGCGUUGAGAAGCAUCGGAUAAGUAAUACCGAGAAAAUAUCUUAGAACAACGGCCCCGCUUUAAUGCUACGUCCCACGGAAAAGCAACGAACGUGAGCGUCAUCAUGAUUCACAACCAGAGCAUCCCAUUAGCGAGUUGUACUACAUUCCCGCAUAACAACUGCUCUUAUCUCAAUCAAAUUAUACAUUCGG
This is a messenger RNA of Marchantia polymorpha subsp. ruderalis, 4047 nucleotides long. The record is from the annotation of a GenBank genome assembly. NCBI's taxonomy places the organism in Eukaryota, Viridiplantae, Streptophyta, Marchantiopsida, Marchantiales, Marchantiaceae.